ACGACUGCUUUCUGAGGACAGCUUUUGUUUUGCUAGUUUAAUGUCAAUGCUUAAUGUAUGUUUUCCUCUUUUAUUUAGCUACUAGACAUGUACCAGUUGAAACACCAAGAUGGAUUAAGUAGGUUUUCCAGUUUAACGCUAAUAAGACGUUCGUUUUUCAAUAUCGGUGGCUUUUGCUGAGUAGCUGUAGCACAUAACUAGCUAGCAAGCCACCAGCUAGCAGUUAGCUAAUGUGAGUGUUAUCAUCGCGAGUUGCAAACUUCUAACCGGCUGUUCGUAAUCCUCAAAAAUAAGCAGAAACCUUUUGUUUUAUCGGUGCCGAGUAGCAGGCAGCUCAUUUUGCCGAGCGGUCAUGCUGGAGGACUGACUUUAACGAUGGCAUUAGCUGUUGGCUGCACCCUGAUAACUGUUUCAUCCGGAUGAGUUAGCUAGCAACAAUGACUUGUAAAUCAACCAAAGUGGCCCCGAGUGUUGAUUUUGACCACAGCUGCUCCGACAGUGUGGAAUAUCUGACCCUCAACUUUGGACCAUUUGAGACUGUCCAUCGAUGGAGGAGACUGCCUCCAUGUGAUGAGUUUGUCGGAGCAAGACGGAGCAAACACACUGUUGUGGCAUAUAGAGAUGCAAUAUAUGUAUUUGGGGGAGACAAUGGGAAGAACAUGCUGAAUGAUCUGCUUCGCUUUGAUGUGAAAGACUGUUCAUGGUGUCGAGCUUUCACAACUGGAACUCCACCUGCUCCCAGGUAUCACCAUUCGGCUGUUGUUUACGGCAGUAGCAUGUUUGUUUUUGGGGGCUACACUGGAGACAUCUAUUCAAACUCAAACCUGAAAAACAAAAAUGAUCUGUUUGAGUACAAGUUUGCUACUGGACAGUGGACUGAAUGGAAGGUGGAUGGAAGUUUGCCAGUUGCGAGAUCUGCACAUGGAGCCACAGUCUACAGUGACAAACUGUGGAUAUUUGCAGGCUAUGAUGGGAAUGCAAGGCUGAAUGACAUGUGGACCAUCAGCCUUCAGGAUCGAGAACAUGCAUGUUGGGAAGAGAUUGAUCAGAGUGGUGAGAUUCCUCCAUCUUGCUGCAACUUUCCCGUAGCAGUUUGCAGGGACAAGAUGUUUGUAUUUUCUGGUCAGAGUGGAGCCAAAAUCACCAACAACCUCUUCCAGUUUGAAUUCAAGGGCCACAUGUGGACACGCAUCCCGACUGAGCACUUACUACGAGGUUCACCUCCACCUCCUCAGAGACGUUAUGGUCAUACUAUGGUUGCCUUUGACCGUCAUCUCUAUGUAUUUGGAGGUGCUGCUGACAACACGUUGCCCAAUGAGCUCCACUGCUACGAUGUAGACUCUCAGACCUGGGAGGUGAUACAGCCCAGCCUGGACAGUGAGAUGCCCAGUGGGAGACUGUUCCAUGCUGCUGCAGUGAUUCAAGAUGCCAUGUACAUUUUUGGGGGCACUGUGGACAACAAUGUGCGAAGUGGAGAGAUGUACAGAUUCCAGUUUUCGUGCUACCCAAAGUGUACACUUCAUGAGGAUUAUGGAAGACUGUGGGAGAAUCGUCAGUUCUGUGAUGUGGAGUUUAUUCUGGGCGAGAGGGAGGAGAGAGUCUUGGGGCAUAUUGCCAUAGUGACUGCAAGAUGUCAGUGGCUGCGGAAAAAAAUCCUGCAGGCUCGGGAUAGGCAGCGACAGAAGACAAAACAGGACAGCAGUGAGGAAAGUGACGAGGGGGCAACUGGAGGCCCGAGAGAUAUCCCAGGAGGUAGCAGGCCAUCGAGCACACAGCCACUGCUGGAGGUUUCCAUCAGGGAGGCAGAAGCCCAGCCUUUUGAAGUCUUAAUGCAGUUCCUUUAUACAGAUAAGAUCCAGUACCCACGCAGAGGCCAUGUUCAGGAUGUUCUCCUAAUCAUGGACGUAUACAAACUCGCUCUUAGUUUUAAGCUGUCACGUCUGGAGCAGCUAUGUGUGCAGUACAUCGAGGCCUCUGUUGACCUGCAGAACGUUCUCAGUGUUUGUGAAAAUGCCAACAAACUGCAACUGGACCAGCUGAAGGAACAUUGCCUUAAUUUUGUGGUGAAGGAGUCACACUUCAACCAGGUGAUUAUGACAAAGGAGUUUGAACAUCUGUCCACCCCUCUGAUUGUGGAGAUAGUCCGACGGAAGCAGCAGCCUCCUCCCAGGUUGUACUCAGACCUGCCUGUGGACAUUGGGACCUCUCUGGUGCAGGACAUGAAGGCGUACUUAGAGGGAGGCGGGUUGGAGUUCUGUGAUAUUAUCCUGCUGUUAGACGGACACCCACGGCCUGCCCAUAAAGCGAUACUGGCAGCACGAUCCAGCUACUUUGAGGCGAUGUUCCGCUCCUUCAUGCCCGAAGACGGUCAGGUGAAUAUCUCCAUUGGUGAGAUGGUCCCAAGUAAACAGGCGUUUGAGUCCAUGCUACGGUACAUCUACUAUGGAGACGUCAACAUGCCUCCAGAGGAUUCCCUCUAUCUGUUUGCUGCACCAUAUUACUACGGGUUUUCAAAUAACCGGCUGCAGGCGUACUGUAAGCAGAAUCUGGAGAUGAACGUCACUGUGGAGAAUGUCUUGCAGAUUCUGGAGGCAGCAGAUAAGACCCAGGCUCUGGACAUGAAGAAGCACUGCCUCCACAUUAUUGUCCACCAGUUCAUCAAGGUAUCCAAGCUCCCCAACCUGAGGUCUCUCAGCCAGCUGCUGCUGUUGGACAUCAUUGAGUCUCUAGCUACACAUAUAUCAGACAAACAGUGUGCUGAGAUGGGCUCCGACAUUUAGGAUGACGUGGAGAGCCAGGUUCUUUUCUCCUCUCACAGAAGCCAUACAUCUCUGCUCCUCCUACUUCUAGUCAUUCCCUCCUCCUUCUCCUUUUCCUCCCCACCUGCAGUACUUCUCUUUAUGUUGAACCUUGCAUGUCUCGACCCCAUAGAUGCCUUCUAUACACCAGUCGUUAUCGCAGUCUGAAUCUCAACCAGAUCUGACAUCAGUGAAGACAAAAGAUUGUUGCAAUUGUUAAAUUCUCUAAAAAAAAUACCUUUUAGAGUCUCAUUUAUUUAUUUUCUAUACACAGAGCAAAACUUGUAUCAUUGUUUUGUCUGCAUAGUAUUGCUGCUGCACUUUUUUAUAGUUAUACCAUAGAAAGUCAUACUCCUGACACUGUAGCAAGUGCUGCAUCUCAUAUUUUUAAUGCAUCUCUAAGGUAAUCUCUCAGUCAUCUAACUGUAACUUAACCAAGUCAUUACACAGAUUAUUUAUUGAAAUCUGUAUUUGUCUCAUGUAUGUUCUCAGCACUGUUGCAUCUAACAGGUCUGGAUUAAAUGCAAGGAAUCAUAAGUCAUUACAAAAUGAUAACAAAAAUAUGCACUGUCUGUGUAAGCUUUUUCAUGUUAAUGUCAUUAUUUAACACUUUGUGAUAAUAACCACUGCUCCUAACAGUCAUGAGUUUACAGAUGUAUCUGUAAAAAUAUAGCAAUGUGUAUCAGUAUGCUGUUAUUAAAUAUAUACCCACAUGUAUUUAAGGCCUUAUUAAAUAAAUCUUGUUUUAAAUUAGUCAUGUUGAA
This is a messenger RNA of Sphaeramia orbicularis (orbiculate cardinalfish), 3562 nucleotides long. It is a transcript of the gene lztr1, whose product is annotated as leucine zipper like post translational regulator 1. NCBI's taxonomy places the organism in Eukaryota, Metazoa, Chordata, Actinopteri, Kurtiformes, Apogonidae. Gene Ontology annotation, molecular function: protein binding. The transcript is spliced from 19 exons. The record is from RefSeq and is a predicted model, not a curated record. The coding region runs from base 438 to 2780 and encodes 780 amino acids. Gene Ontology annotation, cellular component: Golgi apparatus.